GCAGUAUACAAACGCAUCCAAACACAAACAGUUCACAGUCGUGGAGAAAUGUCCGAGAGUGAAAUUUGCCUCUCGCAGAGUUUAUUGAUUUUCUCAAUUCAAGCACCAAAGGCUGAAAAAUAGAUUUUUAUCAGUUUGAGUUGAAACAGAAAUUUAAAGUGAAGUGCAGAAACAGGAAGUGAAGAGUCCUUGAUGAGGAUAGUGCCUGAAUAUUGAUUUUCACAGAGCUUCUGACAACGUGGAUUUUUUUUUUAAAUUUAGCACGCAAAUAUCGCCUUUGGUUUUCUCCUCAACCUCUUGUGCUAUUCCGAAUUGUGGGUGGGAGUGAAAAUUUCACUUUUUGCUCUUUUUUUUCCCUUACACAAUCGCAAUAAAUAAUAUUGUUUUUUUAAUUUAAAAAAUGUGGUCUAACACCCUUAAAGAAAUUAUCUUCCAAUAAUGUUAAAAUUGAAGUGUACGAGUUGGAUGAUGUGAAAAGAAACCCAAGUUCAAGUGCAGAAAAAUUAUUUUGCAGAUAAAAAUAGAUUUCCUGCGAAAAUUGUGAGAGAGACUCAUCAAUACAACAUUUUUCACGAAAAACGAACAUUGAAAAAAAAAAAACAUUGAGAAGUGAGGCAGAGGAAAUAGAAAUUCAUCAUCAUGGAACAGAGAUCAGACAGCCUUCACCUGAUAAAUCCCUUCGUUCACAAAAUGGAAUUAAUCAAUCCAUUGGACAAAGUGAAAACUGCGGUUUUCACUGUUCUCCUUCUUCCAUUUCGCGUCAUUGUGAUCUGUAUUCUUCUGCUACUGGCCUGGUUUUUAGCCUGUAUCGGACUCUUUGGUCUAACCGACGAAGAUUUACGAUCAAAGCCAAUGAAAGGCUGGCGAAGGACGAUACAAAUAAUGACCGCUGCUGUUAUGAGAUAUUUAUUCAUGGCUGGGUCUUUUCAUCGGGUGCAGUUUAAGGGGGACUGGGCACCACCGAAAAAAGCUCCCAUUUUGGUUGUAGCACCCCAUUCGUCCUUCUUUGACUCGCUCGUGGUGGUCCUCUUGGGGCCACCAGCCGUUGUGGCCAAGGCUGAGACGGCGUCUCUGCCAUUUUUCGGAAAAUUAAUAAAUUACACUCAGCCGAUUUAUGUUUGGCGAGAAGAUCCAAAUUCACGACAAAACACAAUAAAGGCCAUCAAAGAAAGGGCUAAUUCACCUGAAGAUUGGCCACAGAUUAUCAUCUUUCCGGAAGGAACAUGCACCAAUCGCUCUUGUUUGAUUACAUUCAAACACGGAGCCUUCUACCCAGGAGUCCCUGUUCAGCCGGUUUGCAUUCGUUACCCUAAUCGCCUGGAUACAGUCACAUGGACUUGGGAGGGUCCAGGAGUGUUGAAAUUGCUCUGGCUGACUCUAACUCAAGUCCACAGUGCAUGCGAAGUGGAAUUCCUUCCAGUGUAUGUUCCAUCGGCAGAAGAGAGAGCCAAUGCCAAAUUGUACGCUCACAAUGUGCGAAAUGUUAUGUCCAAAGCACUUGGCUUGCCAAUAUCUGACUACACGUAUGAUGACUGCAAAAUAUUGACACGUGCCAAAGAAAUGAAUCUUCCAUUUGCUCCAUCGAUCGUCGACGUUGAGAAACUACGUGAGAGUGUUGGACUCAAUAAGAAUCAUUCAGAGGAGAAAAUUGCAGCAUCUCCAGCUGGAAAUAUCCCAGAAAAUUCAAUAAACUACGUUGAAUUUUGUCAAAGGCUCCAAAUUCAACAGAGUCAUCCCCAUGCCCACAAACUCUUCUCACUAUUCGAUCCGCGAUCCAAUGGCGUUAUUGACUUCCGAGAGUACCUGCUCUGCGCACUGUUUCUGAUAAAGCCCAAUCAACCCCAAAUUGAUUUGGUUAAAUCUGCUUUCAAGUUGUACGAAAGCAGUUCAGGAGGUGUUACCCGAAAAAUCUUUAGCCAAAUUCUCAAUCAUACACUGGCUUUGCCGGAAGAAGUGACACAAGUAAUAUUUUCUCACAUUCGAAAAGGGACAUUAGACUUCAUUACAUUUGAUGACUUUGUAUCCUACGCAAAAGGAAAGGCUGAAUUCUCAAAAAUAUUCUCUCAAAAUUUUGACUCAUGCGAAAAACCAAAACAACCCUAAAUUAAAUUCUAGUUUUUUUGUGUUAAAUGUUCAUGUCUUAUUUUAAUUUUUUUACUUAUUUAUCUUAACCAGAACAUUCUGUAAAAGAGAUAAUGUGAAAAUGGCCAUUUACUGUAAGCUCCCUUUCUACUUUAUAUGCCGAAAGAAAUGCCGUAGUUACCCAAUUAAUAAUUUAUUUUACCCAUAGAACUGAUAUUUAAAAAUUAAAAAAUAUAUGUUUUGUGUGUUAAAAAGUUAAAAAAAAGAAUAUUAUAUAUUUUUGUAGCCCAAAACUACUUGUAACUCAAGAGUCUUUAGGAAGAGAUAUUGAAUUCCAGGAGAAUGUUAGAAAAAUUACUCUCAAGGUUGAUUUGCAUUUAAAUUGCUGAUAUUUUUUUUUUCAAUUGGACAAUCAUUUGUUUGAAAAUUUGUAUUAAAAAAAAGAAAAGAAUUUCAAAAAAUAAAUUAGCAAUGACGUGUCGAUAAAUAAACUUCACCUCCUGCCAGAGAGUCAAAGGAAUAUUGUGUACUUAUUGAGGAAGAAAUCACUACAAAAAAUACUAUUUUGUACGUUAUUACGAAUGGAACUUACUGUAUUGUGUAGUUGUCUGUAUUGUGGUAGAAUUACAAAAAAAAGAAUACUUGAGUAUUUAUAGGAAUUUGAAAAUUUAGAAUUAUCCAACAUUAUUUUUUUUUAUUAGAAAAUACAUUCAUUGAGAAGAAAUAAUUUACAUUGAAAACAGGAAAAUAUUCAAAAUAAUACAGAUGAAAAUAACAAAUGCAAGUCCAGCCUAAAUAAACCAGUAUUUAUAGUAA
Molecule: messenger RNA, 2898 nt
Organism: Phlebotomus papatasi
Lineage: Eukaryota; Metazoa; Arthropoda; Insecta; Diptera; Psychodidae
Gene: LPCAT
Product: lysophosphatidylcholine acyltransferase
Exons: 11
Coding region: 640-2103 (487 amino acids)
Molecular function (GO): calcium ion binding
Source: RefSeq, a predicted model, not a curated record